UUUCAAGAUGGAUGCCUUAUUCAGGGCAGUGCGGAAGUCGCCGAAUGUUUUUCACAAAGAUCAAGGGAAAAGUAAACGUUCAAAAAUUCCAGAAGGAUGGGGUGAGAACAAGGAGCCCGUGGAGGACGGAGUCACCUUCUAUCUCAAGUACAUCGGGUCUACCCUAGUGGAAGAAAUAGAGUCUGAUGAAACAUAUGGGGAUGGUAUUAGUGCAAAGGCUGUGCAUAAUGUCAUUGCUCUUGCAAAAUCUGCCGGUAACAAGUUGAAGAAAACAGCGCUGACAGUUUCUCCUCGAGGCAUCAGCAUGGUGGACAUGAUGACGAAUCAAGUUAUGUUUGAUAUAUCUAUAUACAGAAUUUCCUUCUGUACUGCUGACAAGACCCAUGAUAAAGUUUUUGCAUACAUUGCUCGCAAUACAACCAAUGAAACGAUGGAGUGCUAUGCAUUCUUGUGUCCGAAAACAAAAAUUGCACAAGCAGUAACUUUGACAGUGUCGCAGGCGUUCUCAAUAGCGCAAGAUCGAUGGAUAGAGAAGAAAAAGUUUAAGAAGUCCUUACGAGAUAAAACAAGGAAGGAUGGGAUUCACAAAAAAUCAUCGCAGUCUCAGUCAAGUCCUCAAAGCAGCUCUGUGAUCAAUAGUAGCCAGCCACUUCUUAUAUCAUCUCCACCGCCAGGGUCCAACAGUACAGGUACAGUCUUAAGCUCCCCUUCAAAGCAGCAAGUGGAGAGAGCAGACAGCCGGAAGAAUUGGGAGAGUUUCGAUGACAAUGAUAGUGAUGACAUAGAUGACAUGUUCUCACAGUUGGCAGAAAAUCGAAGCAAACAACUUCCUACCUUUGGUACAGAUCUGAAAGAAGAUGAAUUGGAUGAUGGGGUGGAGAAAUAUAUGGGAGGCUCUGCGUGCUAUGAAGCGUUUGCCCGAACAAAGUCUGUCGAGGAUCUGCUUAAUUUGUGAUGCCUUUCUGCGGGAACGAGGUGUUGAUUUCUUCAGUAUUUAUUUUUGCGCUCAUGUAUCGUUUUGUGUGUGUGCAAGAAUCUUUCUGUUUCAGUAUGUUUGCGAUGUUCAAGUUAAGUAUUCACAAGUAUUUAUUUGCUGUUCGUAUUUCAACUAUGUGAGUUCUCCCUGGGAAAUUUCAAGGGUUGAGAUAAGUGUGUUAUGUGAUCAAGAGCGGUCUUACUAUACAAAAUGUAAUGUAAGGUCUUUUGGUAUAGUGUUAUGUCAUUGAGUAGGAGUUGUUCAUUCUUGUGACUCCAAUUUAUAAAAUAAAUCAUAUUUGCCAAAAUUAAAAAUCUGUAUGAGCUGUAGAUUAAAAGAUAAGUAAGAGUGAUGUGUUAGUUGCAUGUUUGUAGAGAAGGUUAUUGGCCAUUGGUCUCCUUGUGGCAGUCGAAAAAUUAGCAUGAUUCAUAGUUUGCUAUUUGAGGUAUUUUUCUCAUGUUGUAUCAUUACGUUGCCUGACUCGAAUCAGAAUUUGACUCUUUAUAUCAGUUUCAAGUGAGUUUGAGUAAUUCCCAUUGUGUUUUAGGUGUUACUCUCCCUCGAAAUACAGCUCAUGUCUUUAGUUCACAUCAGUUUUUAUAAGGUUACUCACUGUAAUAUAGUUGAGCUUGUUAUCUCUGUGUUCACAUGGGCAAGGAUUGGUCAGAGUUGAUAGGUCACAGAUACCUCAGGUUUCAUUAUAUUCUUCACCCUCCCUAGUUUGCAAGCUCAUGGAAAAUGUGACUUUAGCCACAGUUUUCUCCCAUAUCAGCAGGCUUUUGUCUUUUGUGUUUUAUGCUUCUCAGUUAAACAGUGUAUCUUACAUGAUCUCAGUAUGAUUUUUAUCAAAUGAAUUUCUUUCCUUAUUUGAGAUGUUUCUAGUGUAUAUGUAUAAAAACUGGGAUUUGUAUGAAGGUUUGGGCCAAGUAGUGAUAUUAGUAGUGUUUCUGAAAUUAUGCUAUGUUACAACAAUUGUAUUCGGGGGGUGUGGUUCUAGUGUGAUAUGAGAAUUUUUUUCACUCUCACUUAAUUUUUUUCCUGGAUUCAUUCUCAGGAAAUCCCUUUUAUCAUUGAAAAGUUUCAGCACUGUGUUAAGUUUUUUUUACAGAAUUGUGUUCCUUGAGUUGAAUUUAUACUGACUGCAUAUCUUUUUGAACGAGUGGAGAGAGAUUGUAAGGCAGUGGGAGAGUUUGCUUGAGCUCAAAAUGUUUAUAAUCAUUUGAAUGAGCUUUAAAAUGAAUUAAGUUGCAGCUGUAUGUGAAGUUUGUUGAAAAGUUUUUGUUAUGUCUAUCUUUGAAAACCAGAAUUUGUUUGUGUAAACUUCUGUGGGACGAUUUUAGCUUCAUCUUCUAAUUAUAAAUAUCUGUCUCUUUGUUUCUCACAACGAAUGAUGUUCAAGAAACAAUGAAUGUUACACUGUGAGGCGCAAACAACCUAGGAAAAAA
This is a messenger RNA of Aplysia californica (California sea hare), 2421 nucleotides long. RefSeq names its product low density lipoprotein receptor adapter protein 1-A. The coding region runs from base 8 to 955 and encodes 315 amino acids. The transcript is spliced from 9 exons. The record is from RefSeq and is a predicted model, not a curated record. NCBI's taxonomy places the organism in Eukaryota, Metazoa, Mollusca, Gastropoda, Aplysiida, Aplysiidae.